CUUACUCACUUGAAUUUAAGUUGCAAUAAAAUCCCAAAAAUUCCAGAUUUAUCGCCAUUUUUUGAUUUAAAAGUUUUAAACUUAUCUAAUAAUAAAAUCAAAAAAAUUUCUGGUUUAACUGAAUUAUAUCACUUACAAGCUUUGAGUUUGUCAGAUAAUAGGAUUUUCAAAACACAAAACUUGCAUUAUUUAUUCAGAUUAAAAUCAUUAAAUCUUUCAUAUAACAAGAUCAAAACAAUUGAAGGGUUAGAUGAUAUAGAGACCUUGAAAAUAUUCAAUCUCUCAUUCAAUAGUAUCACUAAAGUUGCUGGUCUAUCAGUUUUAUGUUCCAUAGAAAAACUGGAUCUUAAAGGCAAUUUUAUCAACAGUUUAUCGGACCUUCCAGCCUCAAAUUAUUUAAUUAAUGUAAACUUAUCGAGAAAUAGAAUCACUGGUACUGCUGCUUUAUCAGAUUUGCAUGGUGUAAGAAUUCUAAACUUAUCAAAUAACAAUCUUUUGAAAUUUGAUAAUAUAUCUAACUUAACUGAAUUAGAGCAGUUAGAUAUAUCAUUCAACCUUGCAAUAGGAUUGAAUGAUAUAUCAAUGCUAGUAAAAUUACAUACAUUGAAA
Ascoidea rubescens DSM 1968 is the source of this 609-nucleotide messenger RNA. RefSeq names its product L domain-like protein. The transcript has a single exon. Lineage: Eukaryota; Fungi; Ascomycota; Saccharomycetes; Ascoideales; Ascoideaceae. The record is from RefSeq and is a predicted model, not a curated record. Gene Ontology annotation, molecular function: protein binding. The annotation marks the transcript as partial.